Messenger RNA from Solanum dulcamara, 636 nucleotides. RefSeq lists its product as uncharacterized. Lineage: Eukaryota; Viridiplantae; Streptophyta; Magnoliopsida; Solanales; Solanaceae. The coding region runs from base 1 to 636 and encodes 211 amino acids. The record is from RefSeq and is a predicted model, not a curated record. The transcript has 2 exons.
AUGGAGUUGAGAGACUUAAAACUGAAAGGGGGUAAAUAUACAUGGGAAAAAGGGGAUAGACUAGAUAUUGCAGCUAAAUUGGAUAGAUUCCUACUCUCAGAAGAACUAGAUAAUUGCUUCAGGAGUGUCAAACAGACAGUCUUACAGGGGUUACAUCAGAUCACUCCCCUAUCAUGCUACAGUGUGGUGACUGGAGGGCUUCCAAUUCUUACUUCAAAUUUGAGAAUUGGUGGCUACAAACAGAAGGAUUCAAAGAGAAGAUCAAGACCAGGGGAAUCUGGGUUUCAGAAACAGCUUCUGCUGCCACAGUUGGCAGAUCUGGAGGAAAUUCAGAAGCAUAGAAUAUUGCAAGAAGAGGAAGUAAUAUCUAGAAUGGCACUCAUUAAUGAAUUUGAAGGAAUUGCAAAGAAAGAGGAGACAGCUUGGAGACAAAGGUCCAGGGUAACAUGGCUUAAGGAAGGGGAUAGAAGCACUAUUUUCUUCCACAAAACUGCAAAUGCACCCAGAAGAGAAAAUACAAUAGACAGGCUAAAUGUGGGGGAGGUGAUAAAGGAGGAUCCAGAGGAGAUCACAAAGGAAAUAGUGGAAUUUUAUGAGAACUUGUAUGCAGAUUCAGAGAGGUGGAGACCCCGAUAA